AUGUCUAGAGGGAAUGGAGAAAAGAAAGAAGGCAACGUAGUAGUUGCCAUAGACAAGGAUAAAAGCAGCCAGUUUGCUCUCAAAUGGACUGUUGAUCAUCUUCUAACCAGGGGACAGGCUAUUACGCUUCUGCAUGUUAAACAAAAAGCAUCAUCCAUCCCCACCCCAUGUGGAAACCAAGUCUCCAUCAAUGACGUCAAUGACGAUGUUAUAAAAUGCAAUGAAGUUGUAGUGGAGGAAAGGGAGAUAGCCAAAGGAAUAAUAGACUAUGUGACCAAAAAUGCAGUUGAGGUUUUGAUACUUGGUUCAUCAUCAAAGGGAGGUCUUGUCAGAAAAUUCAAGACAUCAGAUGUUCCAAGUAAUGUGUCCAAAGGAGCGCCAGACUUCUGCACUGUAUAUGUCAUCAGCAAAGGAAAGAUUGCAUCGGUUCGAUCUGCUAGUGGUCCGGUGCCUACAAAACCUUCCAUUCAAACUCAGAUGCCGAGCAGGGCCAGUAACGUGUCUGAUACAGUUGAAUCCCCUUUCAAGUCUAGGAUAGCUCCCAGAGUACCAGAGAGGUCACCAUAUACACUGCAAGGCCUCCAAGAAGAUAUGGAAAUCAAGUCACCAUUCACUAGAAGAGGUGGACUCACCAAAUAUGAACCCUCCACUCCAGAAUCUGACAUAUCAUUUGUAAGCAGUGGAAGGCCAAGCACCGAUCUCAUGUUUCCCUCUUACUAUGAUGUUUCAGAACCUGGAAUGGCACCUUGGCUUUCAAACAGCUCAGAUUAUGAUUAUAGAUCCUUGGGGUCAUCAAAUUCAGGAAACAAAUCAAUAGAUGCAAGUACACAGUAUAAUUUCUCAUCAGCCUCGGAAGAAAGUGGCACUUCAUGGCCUUCACAGAACAUGGAUGGUGUGGAAGCCGAGAUGCGGAGGCUCAGACAAGAGCUCAAGCAAACGAUGGACAUGUAUAGCUCAGCAUGCAAGGAAGCACUCACUGCAAAACAGAAGGUGCUGUCAGUUCGAACCUUCUAUGAGCAGUCUCUAAAGUUUGUUAGUUCUUUGGCCAGAGAACUUCAUCGUUGGAAAUUGCAAGAACAACAAAGAUUAGAACAAUCGCAAUUAGCAGAGGAAGCUGCAUUGCAACUUGUAGCAAAGGAGAAAGCUAAGUGUAAAGUAGCCAUUGAGGCAGCUGAAGCAGCUCGAAGGAUUGCCGAAUUGGAAUUACAAAAAAGACUAAAUGCAGAAAUGAUGGCUCAAAAGGAAUCUGAGGAGAAGACGAAGGCAAUACAAUCCAUUGCAAAAAGUGAUUUUCGGUAUCGAAAAUACACGAUCGAGGAGAUUGAAGCAGCAACAGAUGAGUUUUCAGACUCGCUCAAGAUUGGAGAAGGAGGUUAUGGGCCAGUUUACAAGUGCUAUCUGGAUCAUACACCAGUGGCCGUUAAAGUUUUACGUCCAGAUGCAGCUCAUGGAAGGUCACAGUUUCAGCAAGAGGUUGAAGUAUUAUCCUGCAUAAGGCAUCCAAAUAUGGUCCUCCUCCUUGGAGCCUGCCCAGAGUAUGGUUGCUUAGUCUAUGAGUAUAUGGCUAAUGGAAGUUUGGAAGACUGCCUGUUCCGGAGAGGAAAUAGUCCACCUCUUUCUUGGCAACUAAGAUUCCGAAUUGCUGCAGAAAUUGCCACGGGCCUUCGUUUCCUCCAUCAAACCAAGCCAGAACCACUUGUGCACCGUGAUCUAAAACCAGGCAACAUUUUGCUUGACCGUAACUAUGUCAGUAAGAUUAGUGACGUUGGUUUGGCCAGGCUUGUCCCUCCAUCAGUAGCCGACACAGUUACUCAAUAUCGCAUGACAUCAACAGCUGGAACAUUCUGUUAUAUUGACCCAGAGUAUCAGCAGACUGGAAUGCUAGGGAUAAAAUCCGAUAUUUACUCAUUUGGUAUCCUGCUUCUACAAAUUAUAACAGCCAAGCCACCUAUGGGUUUAACUCAUCAUGUUGAGAGGGCCAUUGAGAAAGGAACUUUUGAAGAGAUGCUUGACCCAGCCGUUCCAGACUGGCCCAUUGAGGAAGCUAUGAGUUUCGCCAAGUUAGCUCUUCAAUGUGCAGAACUCAGGCGAAAAGAUAGACCAGAUCUUGGACGAGUCAUACUACCAGAGCUAAACAGAUUGAGAGAACUUGCUGAAAAAAACAUGCAUAGCAUCAUGCUUGGGGGCAGCACAGGAAGCUCGCCUUAUCAGAGCCAAUGUUCCUCAGUUCAAGUGAGUUGCAACCUCCGCAAGCUUUAUAAUUCAUUUAUUUCUGAUCUGUUGUCAGGAUGUGAUGAGUCACAGCGAGAUACAAUCUGGAUAUGA
Molecule: messenger RNA, 2325 nt
Organism: Dovyalis caffra
Lineage: Eukaryota; Viridiplantae; Streptophyta; Magnoliopsida; Malpighiales; Salicaceae
Source: the annotation of a GenBank genome assembly